AUAUGCGUCGAGGGGAACAUUGCAAGUGGGAAAACAACAUGCUGGAUUACUUUGCACAAACUACCAGCAUUGAGGUUUUGAAAGAACCUUUGAUGAAGUGGAGGAACGUUCGUGGUCAUAAUAUCCUGGGUUUAAUGUACCAAGAUGCUUCCAGAUGGGGGAUAACGUUACAGACUUAUGUCCAGCUGACCAUGCUGGAGCAGCACACCAGACCAAUGACUUCUCCAGUCCGAAUGAUGGAGAGAUCAAUUCACAGUGCAAAACACAUCUUUGUGGAAAAUUUGUACAGAAGUGGAAAAAUGCCAGAGGUGGAUUAUGCUGUGCUAAGUGAAUGGUUUGACUGGAUCAAGAACAACAUCGAUGUUUCAGUGGAUUUAAUAGUUUAUCUGCAGACAUCUCCUAAAGUCUGUUAUGAGAGGUUAAAAACACGAUGCAGAGAAGAAGAAAAGAUCAUUCCUCUGGAAUAUUUAGAAGCUAUUCAUGAGCUCUAUGAAGAGUGGCUCAUUAAACGUGCACUGUUUGAAGUUUCCUGCCCAGUGCUUGUUAUUGGAGCUGACCAUGACAUGCAGAAAAUGAUAGAAAUGUAUGAAGAAAAACGGGACCAAAUACUAAACCCAUCCAAUAGACAACACCAUUUAUAGGAGCCUGUGAUUGUUGUACCCAAUACUGUUCAUGAAGUCUGAUUUGGUAUUUUUAAUAUUUAAAUAUAACUAGUUUUGGUUUUGCACUAUGCUUUGUAGAAUGUUGUGGACUUAUGGCUAUGAAGUGUUCAGGUUCAAGUCAGGAACAGAAUAUAAACCAAUCCCUUUUUGUGUUUUUGGGUUCUCCAUCAGCUUUACUGUGUCAGAUCUCUUCAGCUGAAAUAUGGCUGUUUCCCCUAUUUCCCACUUCACUGCUGCUUCCUAGAAGUAACCUAAGUUUCUUCUUUAUUUUUCCCUAAAGACAACCCUGGUUUUGUAAUUUAAAAUAAAUGAUUUGUUACUACCUGCUUCUGAA
This is a messenger RNA of Manacus vitellinus (golden-collared manakin), 996 nucleotides long. It is a transcript of the gene TK2, whose product is annotated as thymidine kinase 2. NCBI's taxonomy places the organism in Eukaryota, Metazoa, Chordata, Aves, Passeriformes, Pipridae. Gene Ontology annotation, cellular component: cytoplasm; mitochondrion. Gene Ontology annotation, molecular function: ATP binding; deoxynucleoside kinase activity. The record is from RefSeq and is a predicted model, not a curated record. Gene Ontology annotation, biological process: nucleobase-containing compound metabolic process.